AUGUACGAUGAACGAAUAGCAAAGGCGCAGUCCGAAUUUGCUGCUGCUGCUGUGCUGCACCGCCUCAAGGAGGAAAAGAACAGGCACCCGCUUGUUCGAUUUUCAUACAACGUAGUGGCUGAGCGGCAGCGGCGGCAGCUGCUGGAGCAGCGGCAGCGAGUGUCCGCAGAGCUGCAGCAGCAGCAGCAGCAACUGCAGCAGCAGAUUCGCCAAGUAGAACUUGAAGCCAAAAAGUUCAGCAAAACUAGAGAGGAGCAGCGCCGGCUUUUAAAGAGGUUUGAAGUUCCAGCGGAAGACGUUAUUGCUGAGCCGCCGCCGCUGCUGCAGUUCACGGGCCCCACAGCUACUACCCUCAGCAGCGUGCUGCAGCAGCAGAAGCAGCAGCUGCCGAAGAGGCAGGCGGAGCUAGUGGAGAGACACCUGAAUGCCUACGAAGCCCCAAAGCCCACUUGCAAUUCCUUUCCUGUUGUGGAGGCCUACACGGCCUUGCGAGGAGAUGUUUCUGUUCUCGUUGCUUUGAAGAUGCACAUGGAAAAGCUGAAGGCUGAACUCGAAUUCUGGGAGCAGUCUGUUGCUGCAGCGCAGCACCCGUCAGAAGCAGCAGCAGCAGCAGGGAAGCAGCACUGCAACAAGUCGCAGUCAGGCUCGGGAUCGCGCUCAAAGAGAGGCUACGGAGCAGCACAAGGAGGAAGCAAAGCAGCAGCAGCUGCUGCAACGCCACAGCAGCAGCAUCAGCCUAUGCAAGUGAAGCAGCAGCAAGUGCAUAUGGGCGACCAGCAGCAGCAGAUGAUGCAGCUCUCUGCAGGCCACGUUAAGAAGCAGCAGGUGCCGCAGCAGCACAUGCAGCAGGCUCAGCAGCAGCAGCAGCAGCAGCAGCAACCACAGCAGCAACAGCAGCAGCAAGUCCCAGCACAACCACCACAAAUGGCUCAGCCGCUGCCAAUGCAGCAGCGGCAGCUACAGCUGCAGCAGCAGCAGCUGGUGCAGCAGCAGCAACUGAUGCAGCAGCAGCAACUGAUGCAGCAGCAGCAACAGCCGGCCGUGGGGGUGCACCCGAUGCAGCAGCCCUACAUGGUAUCUGGUAUGCAUGACUUGCAGAUGCAGCAGCAGCAGCAGCAGCUGAUGCAGCAGCAACAACUGAUGCAGCAGCAGCACAUUAUGCAGCAGCAGCAGCUGAUGCAGCAGCACCCGGGACAGCAGCAGCAGCCACUGCUGCAGCCGGGUUCGCACUCCUACGCUCCCAUGGGCGGCGUAGUGCCAAUGCAGCAGCAGCAGCAACAGCAGCAGCAGCCAUCCAAGUCGCGGGUGCGGCGGAGUGCAGCAGCAGCAACUCCAGCAGCAGCAGCAGCAGGAGAAGGCAGCGAUGUGAGCCAGCAGCAGCAUGGCAGCACAACCAGCAGGGCCCCAAAGAAGGCUCGCUCAGCACGAAGAAAUGCCUAA
Messenger RNA from Eimeria tenella, 1440 nucleotides. RefSeq lists its product as uncharacterized. NCBI's taxonomy places the organism in Eukaryota, Apicomplexa, Conoidasida, Eucoccidiorida, Eimeriidae. Bases 1 to 1440 code for a protein of 479 amino acids. The record is from RefSeq and is a predicted model, not a curated record. The transcript has 7 exons.